UUCUACAAGUUAUACUUUCUGAAAUUUUAAUUGUUAUUUUGCUUGUUUUGCAUAAUGUUAUAUUUUUCAUGGUAACUACAACUAGUUGAUACUAUUGUAAUUUUAAUUGUUAUUUUGCUUGUUUUGCAUAAUGUUAUAUUUUUCAUGGUAACUACAACUAGUUGAUACUAUUGUAUAUUGAACAUGAAAUAGAUAAAGGUUAAAAAGGUGUAUGACUUUGAAUUUGAACAAAUUCUAAUUUAAGCAGCCAUUUGUUUUUAUCAAACUGGGUCUGAUUCAACGCAUACAUAUUUUGACAAGUUAGAGGUGUAGGAGUAAGUUUGAACCAGUUCUUAGGAAAAAAGUAUAUAUUUUUAAAUUUAUUUUUCUGUAAAAUUGAUUAUGGGAGGAAGAGGGAAUUGCAAUUUACAAACCUCGAUUUUGGAUUAUUAAUUUAUCAUAGUGCAUCUUGUAUAUUUGAUGCUAAAUUAUUAUUAAUUAUAUAUUUGAUGCUAAAUUAUAUGUAUUUUUGUAUGAUGAAAGUGAUAUCAGAGCAUCUUGUAUAUAUUCAAUUGAUAUUCUGUUACACACUGGUUUUGGCUGUAUGUGAUGACCAAUUUGAUUCACGGUGUAAUAGAAAAAUGCAGUGGUGGUUGUAAUUUCAAAUACUACCAAGUUUUCUAAUAAAUAUUAUGAGGUCAUAUUCAGAAGCUAUGAGUCAAUUCUUUAUAAAAUUUAUGACAAAUUAUAUGUUUGUAUUUAUCUAGAAUUAUUUGAGCUAAAUCAGCAUUAGUUUUUUAUGCUAUUAUUAUGUCAUAACUGCAUUGACGUGUACUUGAAAUCAAAUCGAUCGGUGUUAAUAAUAGUGCAUUAUUAUGUCAUUAGUGACCAUUAGUUUUUUAUGCUAUUAAAAAAACUAAUGGAUCGUAGUUAAAAUGAGUUCCUUAUUUCAUUUAAAUCUUCAUUUAGAUAAUGGAUGGUAGUUGAAUGAGAGCUAAUCGAUUAAGUGCUGAGUACAAACAUGGAGUGAUGGAAUUUUUACAGUUUGUUGAAGUAGUGCAAAAAAAAAUCUUCCUCCUCCUGAAAGUAAUGUUGAAAAAAGCCUUCUUGUGCUUUUUCUCUGUCCAUGUGUUCAUUGUGCAAAUCAAGAACCAGAACUUAGUAAGAAAGAAAUCAUGAAUCAUCUAAUUUGUGUAGGGAUUUGUCAAAGUUAUACACAACGGAUAUCGCACGGUGACGUAGUAGCAAAGUCAAAUAUGUCCCAAAGAGAUAAUGUUAGUGUAGAAAUGGAUGAUCGUCUAGAAGAUAUGAUGCGAGAUAUUGGACAAGAUUCGUUUAAGAGGGCACAUGCGUAUGAUACUUUAUGCAAUGACAAGGAUAAACCUUUGUACCCGGGACGCACAAAUUUUACACGUUUGUCAGCCGUGUUAAAAUUGUUUAAUCUGAAGGCAAAUAACGGGUGGACUGAUAAAAGUUUUACCGAAUUGCUUGAAUUGUUGACACAAAUGCUUCUAGAAGGUAACGUGCUACCAAGUCAUUAUUACGAGGCGAAGAAAAUAUUGUGUCUGAUGGGUUUGGAGUAUGAAAAGAUACAUGCAUUCCCUAAUGAUUGCAUGUUAUACAAAAAAGAGUAUGUAAACUAUAAUCAUUGUCUGAAUUGCAAGGCGUUACGCUACAAAAAGUAAGAUGGUGAAUCUAGUGAUGAUGAGGAGGUCAAUAAGGGUCCUACCGCGAAAGUGGUAUGGUACCUACCAAAAAUUUCAAGGUUCAAGAGAUUAUUCACUAAUGCAGAUGAUGCAUAGAAUCUUAGAUGGCAUGCGGAAGAAAGAAAAUGUGAUGGACAAAUUCGCCAUGUAGCUGAUUCUUUGUAAUGGAAGAAAAUAGAUUCUUUGUUUCCAAAUUUUGGCAAAGAGUCGAGAAACCUUAGACUUUCUACUAAUGGAAUGAAUUCGUAUGGUAAUCUAAAUACUAACCAUUCUUCUUGGCUUGUUCUUCUAAUGAUUUACAACCUAUCUCUUAGGUUGUGCAUGAAGCGUAAAUAUAUUAUGUUAUCGAUGAUGAUUUCGGGCCCAAAACAACCAGGAAAUGACAUAGAUGUUUAUCUAAGUCCACUGAUUAAUGAUUUAAGAGUGUUGUGGGAGGAAGGGGUGGAUGUUUUUGAUGCUCAUUCUUGUGAACAGUUCAAUAUGCGUGCCAUGUUGUUUUGCACCAUCAACGAUUUUCCAGCAUAUGGAAAUUUGUCUUGGUAUAAAGUUAAAGGGCAUAAAGCGUGUCCUAUAUGUGAAAAAGACACAUGUUACCAUCAGCUUGAAAAAGGAAACAAGACUGUUUAUCUUGGGCAUCAAAAAUUUCUAAAUCGUUAUCAUCCAUAUCGUAGGUUGCGGAAAGCUUUCAAUGGGGAACAAGAGCAUGGUGUUGCUCCAAAGCCCUUAACUGGAGAGGAAGUUUAUCAACGACAACAAGGCAUUACUGUUGUCUUUGGAAAGUACCAAAAGUGAUCUAUUGUGAAAAAUAUAUGGAAAAAGAGGCCAGUUUUCUUCGAUCUUCCAUAUUGGUCUAGUCUUGAGGUAAGACAUUGUGUUGAUGUGAUGCAUGUGGAGAAAAAUGUAUGUGAUAGUGUAAUCGGAACACUUCUCAAUAUUUAAGGCAAGACAAAAGAUGGUAUUAAUGCUCGUCUAAAUUUGGGCGUGAUGGGUAUACGUGAAGAGUUAACUCCACAAUAUAUAGGUAACAAGACGUAUUUGCCUCAUGCCUUCUACAUUUUGUCUGAAAAAGAGAAAACAAGUUUUUGUGAGUGUUUAUAAAGUAUCAAAGUGCCGCAUGGUUACUCAUCAAAUGUCAAGAGGCUUCUAUCGGUUAAAGAUCUCAAAUUAGUUGGCUUAAAAUCUCAUGACUGUCAUGUCUUAAUACAACAACUACUACCAGUGGUUAUUCGUGGGAUAUUGCCUAACAAUGUUAGGAAGACUAUAACUAGGUUGUGCUUAUUUUUCAAUUCAAUUUGUUGCAAAGCCAUUGAUCCAUUAAAGUUAGAUGAUUUGGAAAAUGAGGCUGCAGUUAUCUUGUGCCAAUUAGAGAUGUAUUUGCCUCCUUCUUUUUUUUGACAUUAUAGUUCACUUGAUUGUUCAUCUAGUAAGGGAGAUUAGAUUAUGUGGUCCAAUUUUUUUACAGUGGAUGUAUCCAAUAGAGCGAUACAUGAAGAUCCUAAAAGGGUAUACCAAAAACCCAAACCGUCCGGAAGCAUCGAUUAUUGAGAGGUAUAUUGCAGAAGAAGCAAUUGAGUUUUGUUCUAACUAUUUGUCAGAAGUGGAUGUUGUAGGGCUUCUCAAGUCUCGUCAUAAUGGAAGAUGUGAGGGUGUGGGUACACAAGGUUUAAAGGUCAAGAGCUUAAGUAUUGAUGUGGUUGUUCAAGCGCAUUUGUAUAUAUUGAAUAACACGGAUGAAGUUCAACCUUACUUAUCUGCUCACAAAAGCAUCAUAAAGAAAAAGUACCCCUAGAUGAAUGAAAGAGGGUUGUUAAAAGAGCAUAAUAAGAGUUUCUCUGAGUGGUUUAAAGAAAAAAAUUUAUAGUGAUGAUAGUUCUUCAAAAACAAUUAAGUGGUUGUCCUAUGAGCCUAAAUGUAACAUAAUAUCUUGGAGUGGAUAUGAUAUUAGUAAAAAUUUCUUUUAUACAAAGUCAAAGGAUGACCGUAGUACCACGCAAAAUAAUGGGGUUAUGAUUGUGGCCGAGUCCAUGCACUUCUCUAGUGCUAAAGAUAAAAACUCGGUUGUGGCAUAUACACCCUACUUUGGGGUGAUUGAAGAGAUUUAGGAAGUUGAUUAUGUUGUGUUUAAAGUUCAUGUAUUUAAAUACAAAUGGAUUGAUAUCAAUAGUGGUGUAAGAAUCGAUGAAUUUGGAGUUACACUGGUUGCUCUUAGCAAGUUAGCUUAUACGGACAAACCUUUCAUUAUGGCAUCUCAAGCAAAACAACUGUUUUAUGUCACAUAUCCUUCUAAUAAAAGGUGGUCAGUUGUUAUAUAAGGAAAUGUGCAUGAUAGUGAUGAAAAUCAAGAUGUAAAUCUUGAUAUUUCCAAAACUCCUCCUUUCUCAACAAAUGUGCCUAUCUUCAUUUAAGAAAAUGUAGAGGAUGAUGUGCAUGUUGUUCGCAUAGAUCAUGAAGAAUGGAUAUGGGAGAAUUAGUAAGAUACAUGGCUGAUUCAACCGACAACCCCUCUUCAUCUAGUAAACUUAGAAGAGUUAGAGGUCCAACUUUGAUGACACAAAUUGACAAAGUUCAUCAAACGGGUGAAAAGAUAAAGGUUGAGUUUGACCCAAGAACCUAUGAAUGUACUGGUGUUGGUAAGAAUGCUGCAAAUUUUAGGAGUUAUAUAGCAUCUCUUGCUCGACAGAGAUGUUCUAUUUUGAAAGAUGAGUGGAAAGACAUGGAUAAUGGGAUAAAAGACAUUAUAUGGCUUGAUUUUCAGGCUCAUUUCACUAUUCCAGAAUGUUGUGAUAAAUACAAGGAUGGUAAAAUCUAGGAUCCGUUGAAGAAGGAAUGGAUUAAAUAUGAAGGAGAGCGAUGGAGAGGUUUUAAGACACAACUCAGAGACGAAUAUGUUAAUAAUCCUAAAAAAGAUCUCGCUCCUGCACAUGUCAGGUAUAAUUAUAUUAAAGAAGAAGUAUGGGAAGAGUUUCUGAAGUCUCGAGAUACCCCCGCAUUUAAG
This is a messenger RNA of Vicia villosa (hairy vetch), 4680 nucleotides long. RefSeq lists its product as uncharacterized. The transcript is spliced from 3 exons. Bases 4138 to 4494 code for a protein of 118 amino acids. The record is from RefSeq and is a predicted model, not a curated record. NCBI's taxonomy places the organism in Eukaryota, Viridiplantae, Streptophyta, Magnoliopsida, Fabales, Fabaceae.